CUCCGUACUAGGAUCAUCUAUACCUUCUCUCUCUGUCUCUCUCGCGCGCGCGCACACGCUCGCAAGAAUCAACCAUGAAAACCCCCAAAUCCUGUGAUCUCCGGAAACUCAAACACCACAACCUCACAUCCACCUUCGCCACAACGCAAGUUCAGUCCUCUCCACCGUCCUCUUCACUUCCUCUCUCUAACCCCUCCCAAACUCCACCCUCUACCCCUUCACCCCUCAAAACCCCACUCGUAUCCCCCCACUCCUUGCAAACCUCAAUCCAAUUUUCUCAGUGGCAUUUCAUCAAACACCUUUCGCCCAACCUCGCCCCCGCUUUAGUUUCGACCGCCCUCUUCAACCUCCGCUCCAACCCAGACCUGAUUCUCAAAUUCAUCGACCAAUUCGAACUUAACCAAAACAAUCUUCCUUACCACUGCAUUGCUGUUGUUAUACUCGCCCGCCUUCCGUCGCCCAAACAAGCCUUGGAUAUGAUAAAGAGGGUAGUAAGUUCAAGGGUUUCGACAAAUAAGGAGGUUUUCGAUGAGUUAUCAAGUGCCCGCGAGCGAUUAGACAUAUCGAGUUCGAUUGUGUUUGAUUUGCUAGUGAGGGCGUUUUGCGAGUUGAAGAGAGGUGAUGAGGCUUUCGAGUGCUUUUACAUGAUGAAAGAUAAGGGUGUCUUGGCCAAGGUUGAGACUUGUAAUGAUAUGCUGAGCUUGUUUCUAAGGUUGAAUAGGACGCAGACUGCGUGGGUUUUGUACGCCGAGAUGUUUAGGUUGAGGAUUAAUUCGACGGUUUACACGUUUAAUAUAAUGGUGAAUGUGUUGUGUAAAGAAGGGAAGUUGAAGAAGGCUAAGGAGUUUAUAGGGUACAUGGAGAAUUUAGGGUUUAAGCCGAAUGUGGUGACUUACAAUACGAUUAUUCACGGGUAUUGUGGGAAGGGGAACCUUGAAGGAGCUCAUCGGCUUUUUGAGGCAAUGAAGGCUAAAGGGAUUAAGCCAGAUGCAUAUACAUUUGGUUCUCUUAUUAGUGGGAUGUGUAAGGAGGGAAACGUUGUGGAGGCAUCUGCGCUUAUUUGUAAAAUGGAGGAAAAUGGGCUGGUGCCUGUUGCUGUGACGUAUAAUGCUUUGAUUGAUGGGUAUUGCAACAAAGGGGACUUGGAAAGAGCUUUUAUGUGUAGGGAUGAGAUGGUGAAGAAAGGCAUAAUGCCAACGGUGUCGACUUAUAAUUUGUUGGUUCAUGCACUGUUUAUGGAAGCUAGGCUGGAUGAAGCCAAUGGUAUGGUUAAAGAAAUGGAAGGAAAGGGAAUGGCUCCAGAUGACAUCACUUAUAACAUACUGAUCAAUGGGUAUUGUAGGUCUGGCAAUGCAAAGAAAGCUUUUAGCCUUCAUGAUGAAAUGCUAAGUAAAGGGAUUCAGCCUUCACGGGUGACAUAUACUUCGCUUAUUUAUGUUUUGAGCAAGCGGAAAAGAAUGAAGGAAGCAGAUGACUUGUUUGUGAAGAUAAUGGGCAGGGGUGUUUCGCCAGAUGUUAUAAUGUUCAAUGCAUUGAUUGAUGGGCAUUGUGCCAACGAAAAUUUGGAACGAGCACUUCUUCUUUUGAAGGAGAUGGAUAGGAUGAAGGUUCCUCCAGAUGAGGUGACGUAUAAUACGAUAAUGCAGGGGCAUUGUAGAAAAGGCAAAGUCGAAGAAGCUCACGAGAUUCUUGAUGAGAUGAAGAGAAGGGGGAUUAAACCAGAUCAUAUCAGUUAUAACACUCUCAUUAGUGGGUAUAGUAGGAGAGGUGACAUGAAGGAUGCCUUUAGAGUUCGAGAUGAGAUGUUGAGUAUAGGAUUCAACCCUACCCUUCUCACUUACAAUGCUCUCAUACAAGGGCUGUGCAAAAACCAGGAGGGAGAUCACGCGGAAGAGCUCCUCAAAGAAAUGGUUAGCAGAGGCAUUACUCCUGAUGAUAGCACGUAUCUCACUCUGAUUGAAGGGAUAGGAAAAGAUGACACUUUUGAGGAAAGUAAUGGUUCGUGAUCAAGUCUUUUUCUCAUUAAUUCGACCCUGGCAGAAAGAGAUGUUACCGAAGAGUUCAUGUGUUGAAUAUUUUGUCAUCUGAUACUUCGAAUCCAAGCCAAAGGGAAUUUGCUGCUCAGAUGUCUCUCCAUCGGAAAAUUCUGAAGGUAUAUGUGGAAAACUUGAAAGAGUUCCAUAAAAUCGCUUAUUGGGGCUUUCACAUACCUUCUUGUAUGAUUGUAGUAUUACACAAGUCCCUUGUCAAUGUUUUGCAAUUUUAUUUAUUGUACUAAGUUACGGUUGCCUGUUUAAUUGUGCCUACCAUCAUUUAAAGGUGUUCAAAAUUUGAACAUUUUGUUCAGGCAUACUCAUGUCUAAGUGUGAAUAUCCGUAUAAAGAGCACCGAAAUGUUUUUCCCA
Messenger RNA from Rhododendron vialii, 2404 nucleotides. RefSeq names its product pentatricopeptide repeat-containing protein At2g15630, mitochondrial. The coding region runs from base 75 to 2006 and encodes 643 amino acids. The transcript has a single exon. The record is from RefSeq and is a predicted model, not a curated record. Gene Ontology annotation, molecular function: protein binding. Lineage: Eukaryota; Viridiplantae; Streptophyta; Magnoliopsida; Ericales; Ericaceae.